Messenger RNA from Oncorhynchus masou masou (cherry salmon), 2694 nucleotides. RefSeq names its product INO80 complex subunit C-like. Lineage: Eukaryota; Metazoa; Chordata; Actinopteri; Salmoniformes; Salmonidae. The record is from RefSeq and is a predicted model, not a curated record. Gene Ontology annotation, cellular component: Ino80 complex. Gene Ontology annotation, biological process: chromatin remodeling.
AGUUUUGACCCGGAAGUGAUUGCGAGAAAAAUAUUUUCAAUGACAAUAGAACAUGUGUUUAUGAACAUUUUAACCGUCUUUUUGCGUAAAUCAUUUACAGAGAAAUGGCUUCUCCGAACCAUAGCCCGGGUGUAGAAGGGGCGGUCAGGGUAACGGCUUCGCCAGCUGGUAAAAUACAGACGUUGGUUUUGGCUUAGCCUGGCCGGCUCCGCGGUAAGAAGAGACCUGCAAACACCGCCACCUCUCCUGCUGUACUCGCCAGUGGGAACAACAGCAAGAAGAAGAAAUUUCAGCCCAUCGCAAACCCGACACAAGCACAGGUGACUGCAGUGGAGGCAGUGUCUGAGGGGAAGGCAGUGGGCGUGUCUGACGCUGUAGGUCCAGCCACAACGGAACCAGCAGCCAAACCCCUGCCCUUCAAAGACCCAAUAUUUGUGCAUUCAGGGAUAGGGGGAGCUGCAGCAGGAAAAAAGAACCGGACCUGGAAAAACCUGAAACAGAUUCUUGCAGUGGAACGGACUCUACCCUGGAAGAUCAAUGACCCCAAUUACUACAGCAUCGAAGCCCCUCCCUCCCUGAAGCCAACCAAGAAAUACUCAGACAUCUCUGGACUCCCUGCGAACUACACUGACCCCCAGACCAAGCUGAGGUUCACGUCAUCUGAGGAGUUCUCCUUCCUGCGCCUGCUCCCCACUGACGCCGUCACCGGUUACCUGGCGCUCCGCAAGGCCACCUGCAUUGUACCCUGACCGCAAGGCCUGCUGGGAGAUGGGAGUUCAGCGUGUGUCUGUCUUGGCCCGGGAGGGACAUUGACCAUUAUGGGGAACAAUGUCUAGGAGGUGUCUGAGACACUCAAGGAGAGGGACCAACAGGGACUGUUACAGAGAGAGGGAUCCAAUGGAUAACUUUGGCCCCCUUUCGACAACAAGGGAAGCGCCUCUAGUGUCGAGAGACUAUCACUCCCAAUCUGGCUGACGUCAUGAUGGGGAUGUCUACACAGACAUUUUGAGCUAGCUACUGUCUACUUAGAUAUUUUGAGCUAGCUACUGUCUACACAGACCUUUUGAGCUAGCUAUUGUCUACACAGACCUUUUGAGCUAGCUACUGUCUACAGACCUUUUGAGUUGGCUACUGUCUACACAUUCUGAGUUGGUUGUCUACAGGAAAAACAAUAGAGUGAAUAACUUGACCUUCCUAUGAUGAUUGCUCCUUGAUCUGUCUGAAAUUAUAUUUGUGUUUGUUGUGUUGCUGUAUGAUGAUAGUGUUGCUACUUGUUUUAUCUGCCCUCUGUAAGAUAACACUCAACAUAUUGUUACCUGUUUUUUAAUGUAUUUAAAAAACAAAAUACUUAUCAUCCUUACUGAACAAACUAGUUGUGCCACAUUCUGUAAUCACCUGCUGUAAUGAGAUUUGACAGCUUUGAAAGAUGACUUUCUCUUUCGGACGCUGUUAUCCUUUUGCUUGGGAGCAAAACUGGGAGAUGAAGUAGAGAAGAGACUUCAUAAUGUGUUUUCCAGGGCUGGGUUAGUUUGAGUUGCUGGCUAACUGUAGAGAGCAACAGUACAAUGGCUGCUGCAUGACAACAGGUGCUACUGGUCUCAGAGUCACAAACCAGCUGGGCCAAAAUAUGUCAGGCCCCAGCGAGAAUUGAACUCGCGACCCCUGGUUUACAAGACCAGUGCUCUAACCACUGAGCUAUGGAGCCUUACCUGUAUAGCAAUGCAGAGAAUAUGCUAUUUAAAUACCACACCCAUACUGGCUACAGUGCAUAUGCCACACCUCAGUAAUAUGUCAGACUCCUUAUAUAAAUACAAGUAACGAUAGCUGCCGGUAUGAUCCCACAAAGCCUUCCGAACCGCCAUUGUAAAUUAUAUCAAGUGAGUACCACAUUGAGAUAUACUAAGACCCAAGACAAGGUUGAGGCUUAUCAAUGACAGUUGGGCAGAAAGAUUACUCCGAGCUACCCAGAGAGACAAGAUUAUGCUGGAUCUCGGCUUGUGUCUUUCUGUUAUCGUUCAGUCUAGUUUGAACUGUGUUUGACCAUUCAGACAGCUUUGUUUAUGAAAUUCUUGACUGGGCCAGGAAAAACAAACAAGAUUUCAAAGAGUUGAUCAAAAAGCUAAUGGAAGAAGACUGGAUUUAUCCUGCCUUCUAAAAUAGAGAAAUACAGUAGGUGAUGUGACAGUGCCUCCUGGUGGUAUAAAGUGUUUAAAACAAGAUUAUAAACUGUGGUUCAAGUCCUGAAUGCUGAUUGGCUGACAGCCGUGGUAUAUCAGACUAUAUACCACUGGUAUGAUACCAUGUAUUUUUACUGCUUGAGUUACGUUGGUAACCAGUUUAUAAUAGCAAUAUGUCACCUUGGUGGUUGUGGUAUAUGGCCAAUAUCCCACGGCUCAGGGCUGUAUCCAGGCACUCCUCUUUGCGCAUAAGAACAGCUCUUGCCGUGGUAUAUUGGCCAUAUGCUACACCCCUUUGUGCCUUAUUGCUUAAACAUAGUGCCAGAGUCCUCUAUAAACGUUGCUACGCACAGAAGGCGUACGUCACUUUAAGCAAACUUUGAUUUAUAAAAAUAAAAAAACUUGACGGGAGAAUGUGCGGUCCUCCAUGGAUACUUUGGCCCACAUGUACACACACAAACUCGAGAAAUGAGAAACUACGACUCCGAGGGCAGAAGGAUGGAAACUCAAGAAACGC